AUGCUGAUGGACGCCUACUGCGAUGAAAGCCCCGGGAUCCGCAUCGCCUACAGAACGGACGGCCGUCAGCUGAAUCAACGGCGCAUAAACUUGCAAUCGCGCGCAUCCACUACCACCGUCCACGAACUUCUCGUCGCCGACGACUGCGCCCUGAACACCACCUCGGAAGAGGAGAUGCAGCGGAGCAUGGACCUGUUCUCCGCCGCCUGCGAAAACUUUGGGCUGGUCAUUAACACGCAGAAGACUGUGGUGAUGCACCAACCGCCACCCAACUCAGCCCCAGCCCUCAACGCGCCGCCGCAAAUCAGCGUGAACGGAACCCAACUGCAAGUGGUGGCGAACUUCCCGCCGAGCCCCACUCCCAAUUCAUCACCUUGCGCACCCACCAACCACUCCCCAGCCGACAUCGAAGCAGCCGACUCUACCACCCCUCACUCCUCCCCGUCCUACUCCUCCUCCUCCUCCUUCACUGCCACAACGACGGCCACUCCGGCGUCUGUAGCGCACGACUUCACCACUGCCGCACCUGACACAACAACAGGCACAAUCCCUGCAACCUCCAUCAUCAGAGGUGAGGGCCAGGACUACAUCUGCCCUCACUGCGAUCGCACCUUCACUUCCCGCAUAGGCCUGAUCGGUCACUUGCGAAUCCAUCGCACAGAGACUGGCAAACCAGUGCCUGGAGCACCAACCUACACCCACCAAGCUCAACUCAACUGCCCACACUGUCCUCGAACUUUCGGGCACCGCAUGGGUCUAUUCGGCCACAUGCGCAUCCACGACGACCUGCGGUAG
This is a messenger RNA of Spirometra erinaceieuropaei, 795 nucleotides long. The record is from the annotation of a GenBank genome assembly. Lineage: Eukaryota; Metazoa; Platyhelminthes; Cestoda; Diphyllobothriidea; Diphyllobothriidae.